This is a messenger RNA of Penicillium crustosum, 975 nucleotides long. Its product is annotated as pectate lyase family protein. Lineage: Eukaryota; Fungi; Ascomycota; Eurotiomycetes; Eurotiales; Aspergillaceae. The record is from RefSeq and is a predicted model, not a curated record. The coding region runs from base 1 to 975 and encodes 324 amino acids. The transcript has 5 exons. Gene Ontology annotation, molecular function: pectate lyase activity.
AUGGCUCCUUUCAACUUGAUGGCAGUUUCUCUGCUUGGCUGCUUGUCCAGCCUUGCACUGGGAGCUCCUACUGCAACAACCUACCUGGGAAAGCGCGGAAACCUCGAUGAUGUCGCUACUGGUUAUGCCAGCGAGAAUGGAGGCACCAACGGUGGUGCCGGUGGCACUACUACCACCGUCUCGUCGUAUGCUGCCUUCACCUCCGCAGUCACUGGCGAUGAUGCCAAGGUUGUCAUUGUGGACGGCACCAUCACCGAGGCCGCCAAGCAAGUUCGUGUUGGAAGCAACACUAGCAUUAUCGGCAAGGACUCCAAGGCUAUCCUGAGCGGUUUUGGCCUUCUGGUCAAGGAGCAGAAGAACGUCAUCAUCCGCAACCUGGGUGUCCAGAAGGUUCUUGCUGAGAACGGUGACGCCAUUGGUGUUCAAAAAUCGACCAAUGUGUGGAUUGACCACUGCGAUGUCUCGUCCGACAGGGAUCACGACAAGGACUACUACGAUGGACUCAUUGAUAUUACCCACGCUGCCGACUUCGUCACUGUCUCUAACACCUUCAUCCACGACCACUGGAAGGCCUCCCUGAUCGGACACUCCGACAGCAACGGCGAUGAGGACACCGGUUACUUGCACGUCACCCAGAACAACAACUACUGGUACAACAUCAACUCGCGCGGUCCUUCCUUCCGUUUCGGUACUGGCCACGUCUACAACAGCUACUACGAGAACGUUUCCGACGGCAUCAACACCCGCCAGGGCGCCCAGCUUCUGGUUGAGUCCAACACCUUUGUUGAUAGCAAGAAGCCUCUCUACUCUACCGACUCUGGCUAUGCUGUAGCCAACGACAACGACUUCGGCAGCGGAGAGAACACUGCCGAGGCUGGAACCCUGAAGUCGGUUCCCUACAGCUACGACUUGCUUGGCUCCUCCAAGGUCAAGGCUUCUGUCGUUGGUACCGCUGGCCAGACUCUCACCUUCUAA